AGUAACGAGGAAGCAGGAUGCCUGAACCCGCCAAGUCUGCGCCCAAGAAGGGCUCCAAGAAAGCGGUGACGAAGACCACUGGAAAGGGAGGCAAGAAGAAGAGGAAGACCAGGAAGGAGAGCUACGCCAUCUACGUGUACAAGGUGCUGAAGCAGGUCCACCCCGACACCGGCAUCUCAUCCAAGGCCAUGAGCAUUAUGAACUCGUUCGUCAACGACAUCUUCGAGCGUAUCGCUUCGGAGGCCUCCCGCCUUGCUCACUACAACAAGCGCUCCACCAUCACCUCCAGGGAGAUCCAGACCGCCGUCCGCCUUCUGCUUCCCGGGGAGCUGGCCAAGCACGCCGUGUCCGAGGGCACCAAGGCCGUCACCAAAUACACCAGCUCCAACAACUGGAAUCACGUAACGAGGCAGUCACGUGAUUUCGGAAAACGGGGCCUCGUUUGGCUUUUGUCACGUGGUGUUCUGAAGAGGCUUCAAUUGGAAAGGUGUAGCAUCACCAGUGAGUAUAUGGAGGUGUAAUGGUUCAGCAGUCUG
This is a messenger RNA of Archocentrus centrarchus (flier cichlid), 536 nucleotides long. Its product is annotated as histone H2B 1/2-like. Bases 18 to 521 code for a protein of 167 amino acids. Gene Ontology annotation, molecular function: protein heterodimerization activity; DNA binding; structural constituent of chromatin. NCBI's taxonomy places the organism in Eukaryota, Metazoa, Chordata, Actinopteri, Cichliformes, Cichlidae. The record is from RefSeq and is a predicted model, not a curated record. Gene Ontology annotation, cellular component: nucleosome. The transcript has 2 exons.